Molecule: messenger RNA, 1299 nt
Organism: Alternaria burnsii
Lineage: Eukaryota; Fungi; Ascomycota; Dothideomycetes; Pleosporales; Pleosporaceae
Exons: 5
Coding region: 1-1299 (432 amino acids)
Source: RefSeq, a predicted model, not a curated record
AUGCCGUGUUCUAGCAUCAGUACAUGGAUGGUCUUCAGCAUCGCCUCAGUUAUAGUUCCUAUUCAAGUUGCUUUCAGCUCAAGAAUCGCGACGUUUACGGACGGGCAGUGCAAGAAUGCGUUCCAAAGUAUCAAUGCAGAAAAUGGCUAUCCUAAUGGUACUUGCACUCGAUUGGCCGACCAGGGAAAAUACGAGAGCUUUCAGGUCGUAGGUCUUGAUCCAGGCUGCAGUGCUACCAUCUACGGGGCCGAUAGCGAAGAAUUCGUACCAUGCUCUUCGACAGUCCUCCAGUUCGCUCAGAUAGCCGAGUGCUAUAACUCGUCUUUCGUCUAUUACAGCGUCGAUGCUUGUAUACCACCUGAUCAAAUAUCGUCGUCGUCGUUGAUUCCAACAUCAUCGUCCUCCCCAUCUUCGACCCCGUCUUCAAGUGCAGUGAGCGGACCCAAGAAGAACAACACUGGUGCUAUAGCUGGUGGUGUAGUUGGUGGUGUAUGUGGACUUGCUCUCAUCGCUGUCGCUAUCUUUUUACUUCUACGUCGUAAGAAGAAACAGGAUCAAGUGCCAGAGAUACCCUCCGACGAGCGACGAGAGGUUGGCGGGAGUGCAAUUACUGAAUUGCCACAUGAAGAUCGAAAGCAAGAGAUGGAUUCCAAGAACAUAGCACCUCAGGAAAUCGGUGCCAAGCCCAGUGUGGAAAUACCACCCGCUGAGCUGCCAGGCGACGAUGUUGCUCAGGAUUCUCAGUACAUACCAGACUCUCAGCUCACUAUCGACAAGAUUCCGGCGUCAUAUGAGGAAAUAUGGGCGAAGAAUCUUGGCGAUAAAGAAGCCUUGGUAGCCAUUGAAUUCGCCAAAGGAUACACGAUCUCGAUCAACACAACGGUGAGAGAUACAUACGCCACUGGUGUGGCCACUGAGUACUCUGUAUCUGGCAAAGCAGGCAUUGGUAUUGUUGAAGCUACAGUAGGAUGGAAGGUGGCAGUCAAAUUCGACUACGAGCACGAAACCUCCAAAUCCACGAGUGCGAUAACCACACUGACUGUAGGCAUCGAUCACUCCAUCAUGGUACCCGCUCGUAGCAAGAAACUUGUCUAUGUUACCAUUCACAGAAGCAAGGUCAACUCGGAGACGUACACUACCAAAGCCGAACGUUGGUACAAUGAACGUCUUACUGGAUCUCAUCAGAGCAACAGAGACGGCCAAGAACUUUGGAGAAGGGAUGAGACGGUGCAAAUUACUGUUGAUGGUGGCUUGCAUGGCAAAACAGAGAUAGUUUUAGGCGAGACAAAACCGUUGUAG